CCCGGAGAUGGUUGACCUUACUAUUGACUUGAACUCCUUUUCUUUUGAAUCUUCUCUCGGCGACGACGAGAAAGAACUCGAAGUUAUUCGUGCGCGAUCUAAUCAGCUCACGAUAUGUGGCUGCGCACAUGCUGCGUUUUUAUGCAGACUCUCUCAUUCACUGAGAGAGAAUGCCAAACGCCAUCAUGGGUCAGGCGGCAACAUGAACGACCUGACGUUACGCGUCGGGAUCCUCGGACUAGGACGCAUCGGGAAGCAGCUUCUAACAUCACUUCUGGAGACCACUGGGAUGCAUCCUACUCAGAUUAACAUAUCUACUCGAAGACCCGAAAGUUCCGCGGACUGCUCGCAGAGAGGAGUGGAGUGUUACUUUGACAACAUCAGGCUGGCCGCCUGGGCGGACGUGCUGUUCCUGUGCUUCCUGCCCUGCAACCUGGCCUCGGUCGGGGCGGACCUGCGCACGCAUCUGCCAAAGCACUGCCUGGUGUACAGCUUCAUCACUGCGGUGCCUCCCAAAAGAUUGGCAAAUAUUCUCGGGCACAGCUUCAUUCUAAAGCCACAGUACGACUUUGUCACUGGAGAGACGACAGAUUUGUGGAAGUCUUCAUAUGGAAUCGCCAGCGCUUUAAGAGACCCUGUGAUGAUAAAAGCAUCCUGUCCUGUGGAGAUGAGCGGUGGCCUCUCUCUGGACCAGAAGUGGGUUAGUGGAGUACUGUACAGCCUCCUGAACAUCUGCACUUCUGCCUGUCUGGCGUCCAGAGACACUCUUGUCCUCAUCAACAACCUGUUCCAACUAAACGCUCCCCAGGAAUUCACCACACAAAGUUACAUCAAUUCUGCCCAUGCAUCGUCUCUUUCCCCUGAUGAGCCUUUCCCCUGGAUUAAUUUGAUUGAUGUCCACAUGAAGGACACACCGUUGUCAUUAUUUAUAUCAAGAAGUCCAAAUAUCCCAGUAGCCAUCUCAAUGGCAUACAAAUCGACAGCAACGACGGAGAAAACACAAUAGCCCCAUGUCAAAUUUUCUCUCUUAGAAUGUGUUUUUAGUUAAACCAGAACUAUCUUUGGUUCAACCAAGUCAUGCCUCGGAAGCAAUUUAAAUAAAUGAAUUCAAUUUCUUUAUGUGCUUAUUCGUCGUGUCAUUAUUGGAUU
Gadus chalcogrammus (walleye pollock) is the source of this 1149-nucleotide messenger RNA. RefSeq names its product NADP-dependent oxidoreductase domain containing 1 (gene noxred1). Lineage: Eukaryota; Metazoa; Chordata; Actinopteri; Gadiformes; Gadidae. Gene Ontology annotation, molecular function: pyrroline-5-carboxylate reductase activity. The record is from RefSeq and is a predicted model, not a curated record. The transcript has 6 exons. The coding region runs from base 8 to 1006 and encodes 332 amino acids. Gene Ontology annotation, biological process: L-proline biosynthetic process.